Erythranthe guttata (spotted monkey flower) is the source of this 1108-nucleotide messenger RNA. NCBI's taxonomy places the organism in Eukaryota, Viridiplantae, Streptophyta, Magnoliopsida, Lamiales, Phrymaceae. The record is from RefSeq and is a predicted model, not a curated record.
CCCUAAACAGGGGAGAUGCAGAGAAGCGAAUCGAAUUCGAAUUCGAAUACAACUUCAAAUUCGAACCCUUCGCCUCGAGAAUCUGUGGAUAUCACUACACAACCUCAAGAAGAUCAAAAUAUGUUGGAGAAAGAGAAUGAAGAAACUCUCGAACAUGUUGAAUCAUGUCUAGUUGUUGUUGACGAUCACGAUGUAGAGAUCGAAAAUAGUCCCGUUAUUUCUCUCGACGGUUUUCAAAGUAUUGGUUCGCAAGAUUUAUCCGCAUCGAAUAACGACGAGCAAAAUGACGGAUUCGCCCUCGACGAAGAGAAACCUAUGAUCAACGAAAUAGACAACAUUGGAGAUAACACGAGCUGUGAGGAUCAAGAAAUCAAGAAAAACGAAGUCGAAAUCAUCGAUUCGGUUUGUUGUCUGAAUAGUUUUGAUGACAAUAUUAAGACAGAAGAUCAAGAAGAUGACAAGUUAACAGGGGAGUUAUCUGAAACACAUGUGUUAGUACAAGACAACGAAAUCAAGACAGAAACGGUCGUUACUGAAUCGAAAGUUGAGCUCAGAAAGUCACCGAGCUUUGACUUUGGACUACCCUUUGUUGCCAUGCGCGAAGAAUCGGAGCGGACCCCGCUUCUAUAUCAAGAAAGACCAAAGAUAAGAAGCUUAUCGACUUCUUCAACUAUGAGAUUCCAAAAUAGAAGCGUUCAAACGGAGAUUUUAGGGAGUUCGUUAAGGUAUGAAGCGGUUGAGGUCGAGGAGAAGACUAUCAGAAUGGAAGGAGGCAAAUCCGAAAGCUCGGAGGGUAGUUACGUAAAUUUGGAAAACAAAGAGGUCACAAUUGCAAAACAAGAAGAUUGCGCUGUAGUAACUUCACCGAAAGGAAACGGUAAGAGAAAACCGAAGUCUUCAAUUUUCACUACAUGCAUGUGUUGUGCAGCAGCAAUCAGCUAAACCAUGGUAUUUUUUGAUUGUUGGAAGAAAAUAUUUAUUUGGGAUUUUUUUUGCAUGAUUUGUUUUUCGGGUCCGUCUUUUUUCGAUCCGGUUUUCAAGAUUUUCGAGAGGAAAAACAUUGAAAGAGAGAUUUAAUACUACUGCUACUAUUUUUUUUUUUUGUGGU